Dentiscutata heterogama is the source of this 123-nucleotide messenger RNA. The record is from the annotation of a GenBank genome assembly. Lineage: Eukaryota; Fungi; Glomeromycota; Glomeromycetes; Diversisporales; Gigasporaceae.
AUGACAAUCAAUACUUUAAGGCUGACUUGUGUUAGCGUGACUUAUAACCAACUAUAUGAUUAUAUCGCCAAUACUUGGCACAUAUUCUUUGCACUCGAAAGCAAUAUUUCCAUACCAAUAUAA